Papilio machaon (common yellow swallowtail) is the source of this 1195-nucleotide messenger RNA. RefSeq lists its product as uncharacterized. The coding region runs from base 92 to 556 and encodes 154 amino acids. Lineage: Eukaryota; Metazoa; Arthropoda; Insecta; Lepidoptera; Papilionidae. The record is from RefSeq and is a predicted model, not a curated record. The transcript has 4 exons.
AGAUGUCUUAUCUAUAUCACACAUAUCAGGAGAGUCGCUCAUUUGGCAGUCAUCCGCCGCACCUCGCAGUCAUGGAAACUCGCACCUGAAAAUGGAGACAGAGACAAUAAUAAUAGUAAGCGUGUUCGGUGGGGCGUGGCUGUUGCUGCUGCUGUUGGUAGUGGUGCUGUUCGUGCAGGUCGCCAGUCUGCGCAAGAGGCUGGCUGACAUGCAGGCCACCGGUCGUCUCAGGGUCCAAAAGCUGAAGAUGAACCCCGAUAAGAAUUACGCAUUCAACAACCCAUCGCUAGUGCCUGAUGAGGAGCUGUCGCGACGCGGGUACUCCAUGUAUGUGGGCGCUGAAGAUGACGUAGAGAGCGGCCGCCCUGCAGAGCGGCAGACGGGCGGGCAGUUCGUAGAAGAGCUGACGCGCGAGCUGGACCACAGACAGCAGCGGAGAGCCAACGCGCCGCCCUUCCUGCUACACAGCAUAGAGGAUAGCAAGAACAGGGCCUUCAGCAAUCCUGUGGCGUCGCGCGGCAAGCAGAGCGAUACCAACCCUAACUUUAUAUACUAAAACUGACUUAAUUCCAAUCAGGGAUAUAAAAAUGUUCUAUUUGUUUUUCUACCACACCCAGAAUCAUGAAAUGGUCUCUAAGGAAGUCUCUUAAAGUAAAUUAAAUAUGAGUAAUAUUCCUAUACCGACGGUUUACAUGAUUCUGAGUGGCAGUUAGGCAUGGUUUUCAUUUUGAUUGUAAUCGUUUAUGAAAAUAAUUUUAAAAAAGUGACAUGCUGUGACUUUGGACCUAGUUUAUCCUAAAUUCGAAAACUCUAUGGUACAUAAACUAUUACGAAUUGUAGAUUAUGUGUCAUAGACAAAUGAAAGUUUUAAAUUAUCUAAGAUUUGAACACUGAGGACGCAUAAUAGUGUUCAUUUACUAGAUAAUAAGAAAAAGUUGAAUUUAGGAUAAACUAUGGUUUAAUAUAUUUGUUAAUAACAAGUUAGGGUUGAAGUUGCAAGAAAUUACGAAAGUUGUCGAACAAUAAUGGAAUUAUCGGUCGCGCAUACAAAACAAUAAACCAAAGCCGCGUGUGAUAAUGCAACAAAAUGUUUUCCUUAAUUUUCAGUUUGUAAAAUUAUGCCGAAAAUAAUUAGCUUUAAGUUGCAUUAGUGUAAGUUUAUGUUAUUUAUUAAAUUAAUUACUUAAGUAUUUUU